Messenger RNA from Ananas comosus (pineapple), 2261 nucleotides. RefSeq names its product maltose excess protein 1-like, chloroplastic. The record is from RefSeq and is a predicted model, not a curated record. Lineage: Eukaryota; Viridiplantae; Streptophyta; Magnoliopsida; Poales; Bromeliaceae. Gene Ontology annotation, molecular function: maltose transmembrane transporter activity. The transcript has 9 exons. The coding region runs from base 563 to 1798 and encodes 411 amino acids. Gene Ontology annotation, cellular component: chloroplast envelope.
UAAGAAAUAAAUGGUAUAAUGAUAGAACCACAAUGGAGAGGCGAGACUAAAUUCCAAAUGAUCAGAGAGUAAAAUAUAGAUUUUUAAAAAUUAAAAAAAAUAAAAAAUAAAAAAUAAAUAUUUGUAAGAAAGUUUUUUUUUAAUUUAGCUUAAAAUUUUAUUUUUUUUUCAACUUCCGUCUACUAGCCCAAAAGCAACUUGGGGCUUAGAUUGGCCUGCUCGCUAACUUUCCUUUUUGCGCUUACUGGUGAGUGCUGUCCAUGAUGCUGAUGCUGAUGCUGUGGCGGUGCUCACCUUCUUGGGCAAUGGGCAAUGGGCAAUGGGCACCUAUGGGCUAUGGGGACCUGAUCCGCUAUUUGCGUCACGUGACUCUCGCGAUCGUCUCCGUUCAUUGAUCCCACCCAUGUGGCCAUCUCCAGCUCCAGCUCCAAUUCCAACUCCAGCCGCAACCCACCUCGGCACCUCGCUCGCUCACUCUCUUCCUUCUCCUUGGCCCACGCUCUCUCUGCCACUGUUGCUGCUCUCUUCACUCCCUCGUCACCUCCACCGCCGCCACCAGUAGAUGGCGCUCACUGCGGUGGCGCCGCCGUUGUCCCUCUGCCUCCGCCAACCUCCGCCCUUCCUGCGCCCCGCCCCUCUCUCCUCCUCCGCUCCUCAUCCUCCACCUCGGCUUCCUCUCCUUAAACCCCUCGCGUCCCUCCCCAAAGCCCUUAAACCCAUAAACUCCUCCUCCCCCUUCCUUGGCCUCCGCCUCCGCCUCCGCCGCCGCCGCUCCCUCCUUUCCUACGCCGCCGCUUCUGAUUCGGACUCUAUCCCCUCCCCCACCGCCAAGGACGACGGCAAGUUCCAUGAAUGGGAUUCCAUGACCGCCAAAUUCGCCGGCGCGGCCAAUGUACCCUUCCUCCUCCUCCAGCUACCGCAGAUCGUCCUCAACGCCCGCAACCUUCUCUCCGGCAAUAAGACUGCCCUCUUUGCCGUCCCAUGGCUCGGAAUGCUUACCGGGUUACUUGGCAACCUCUCUCUUCUCUCCUACUUUGCAAAGAAGAGGGAGACGGAGGCCGUCCUCAUCCAAACCCUCGGGGUUAUCUCGACCUACGUGGUAAUCGCGCAGCUCUGGAUGGCAGGGGCCAUGCCGUCGCCACAGUUUGUAGCCACGUCUGCGGUUGUGGCCACGGGGCUGGUCUUGAACUUCCUCAACUACUUUGCUUGGCUAAACGAUAGGGUUUGGCUGCUGUGGGAGGACUUCAUCACAGUCGGCGGCCUCUCCGUGCUCCCUCAGGUGAUGUGGUCGACGUUUGUUCCCUUCAUACCAAACAGCAUCCUGCCUGGGAUUAUCUCAAGUGCCGUCGCGGUUGUGGCUGUUGUCAUGGCUAGGAUGGGAAAGCUUUCUGAUGAAGGAACUAGGUUUGUUCGAUCAUUAUCUGGGUGGACAGCAACACUUCUUUUCAUGUGGAUGCCUGUUGCACAAAUGUGGACAAAUUAUCUCAAUCCAAAUAACAUAAAAGGCUUGUCGGCUUUCACCAUGUUGCUUGCAAUGAUCGGAAAUGGUCUUAUGAUUCCACGGGCUUUAUUUAUUCGAGACCUGAUGUGGUUCACUGGCUCUGCUUGGGCAUCCUUUCUUCAUGGUUGGGGUAACUUGGCCUGCAUGUACUGCUUCAAUAGUAUUAGCAGGGAAUUUUUCUUGGCAACAACAGUCGGCUUGCUUCUAUGGCUAGGAACAAUACUUUGGAGAGAUACUGUUGCUCAUGGCAACAGUUCACCCUUGACUUCCUUGAAGGAGCUAGUUUUCGGACCGUGAUGGGGUCUGCUGCUUAACUGCUUCCUGCAUUGCCGUUGGCAUCAUUCCAGGUAUCGUCAACCUUGAUUGUUAGUUCCCCCUGAAUCGAGAGUUCUGGUGCUAUAUCCGAGGCACUUAGUCUUUUUUGCGGCUGGCUUUUAUGGCAAAUCUGCAAGCGGCAACAACCACUGGCCAGCUCUUGCCUCUUGGAAUGAUCUCAACGUCCGUAACGGCAUUAUUAGUUAGCAUUUUGGGGCGGUUAAUUUUUCAGAUGCAUGUUUGACAAUGAAAUUUGUAUAUCAACCGGCCGGUAACUAUAGUGCACUAUAAUAAUUAGGAGCAAAGCCUGUGGAUAAUUAUUUAUUUAUUUAUUAUUUAUUUAGCGUGAGAUUGCGGAGCGGCGAAUGCUUCAUAAAAAUAAUAGAAGGAAAAUAAAACGCUAAUGCAAUCUCACAGCUGCCAGGGAAGGGCUGACAGUUUACUA